CAGGACAAUGCGACCGGUGCUAUAUUUCUCAAUUUCAAACACAGGGAAAGUGUAGCUUCAUUUGGUUAUCGAUUAAAUAGCGUCUGCUUGGACUGUUGUGGGACCAAUUCAUAACGAAAAGGAUUGGUUUACCGUUGAAAAGUAUUCGGGUAGUACUUUUUCGAAUGGGAAACAUCAGUUCUGAGCAGAGGAUGCUUCACUACACAUGAACUACAUGUUGGGACCACUCAAGUCUUGUGAGACAUAGUAUAGAGACCUUUGGAAACACCCGAAUAUUUAGGUGUCUGUUGUUAUCUUUCAGCACAAGGAAAUCUGAACAGAAUGUUCUACAUGGACGUGCGUAAUGGGCAUUUCGCACAUAACUUAGUAGGGUUCUGAAGACAUUUGCUUCGAGAGCAAAAACACCGAAUUAUCCUGUGGCUUAAAUCGAAAAACAAGGUUGUCGUGCUUCAAUUGAAGCCUGGCCUUUCGGGAAGCAAAACCAGAACAAAGGCUGUGCAGUACUGUUACUACCCAUCUGGACGUCACACCUGAAUGCUUAACUGACCAACAAAGCUUUGACAGGAAAACAGUGAACACACAUCAAAAAUCAAUAUUAGCACAUGCUGUGCUUCAUCCAACUGGGAAUCUGCAAAUGCCUUGUUCUUUAUCGCAUUGAGUGGUGAAUUUCUAAGGCCAAGCCAAAAACAUUUGGAAUGAAGAAGUGAAGCAGACUUUUCCCCCCUUGAUGUGGAUCAUGUUAACAUUCUAGUUAACCCUCAAUAUCAACAAGACUGGACUGCCCAGGCUUUGGAGCUGAGCGCAAAUUAAAUGAACCCUGGUUUAGCUUAAAAUGAGUACAGAGUGAGACAACCCUGUGUAUCACCAUUAUCUUUCAGUGCAGAUUUUACCCACAGAGAGUUAUUGAAACAGGAGGAGACCAUGAAAGCAGCAAUUGAUAGGAAGUCAGGGUCUGAGGUGUUGUGCUCGGCCUGGCUGGAGUGGAGAUAAGAGCUUGGGCGAGAGAGAAAACAGAGUUUGAUGAGACAAGCAGAAUACAAAUCAGUGUCUACUGUCCCUCAGUCAGACUGCCGAAUCAAACCAAUAUUAGUGUGUCUGCUGAAAUGGACAGUGAUUCAGCAACUAUAAUGGCUUUAUUGGUUAUGCAUUGAAAUGGUACGAGCAUAAUCAAAAGCUCUAAUAUGAAACUAAAUAGCAAUCACCUUUUUUGUAAAUCUCAAUUUUGGAGAUUUUGUCUCAGAACCCAGGGUGUCUCCAAGACUGAAAUUAUGGAUAAAGGAUCAAUCAGGUCCCAUGGAUACGUGUGACAACCAACAGUGACACCCAUCAAUGCAGCCCUCGCACCAUGCCGAGAAGACAAAGGAAACCAUAGGCCCUGAUUUGAUUGUGGUCAUGUGGCACAUCUAGACCUUGAACAAAGGAUUAAAGGGGAAAGACAAGAUGGAUCAGGAUAAUAGCUCCGUUGAUCUGUUCUUCACCAACGCCACAGAGGCACUAUGGGACAAAGCCACUCUCCUGGGGCUCCAGAUCUUCCUGUCAGCCAUCCUGGCAAUCGUCACCCUGGCCACCGUGCUGUCCAAUGCCUUUGUCAUCGCCACCAUAUUCCUGACUCGGAAGCUACACACGCCAGCCAACUUUCUGAUUGGCUCGCUGGCUGUGACAGACCUGCUGGUGUCCAUCCUGGUCAUGCCUAUCAGCAUCUUGUACACAGUGAGUAAGACCUGGGCCCUGGGGCAGAUUGUCUGCGACAUCUGGCUGUCAUCGGACAUCACCUUCUGCACUGCCUCCAUCUUGCACCUGUGCGUCAUCGCGCUGGACCGCUACUGGGCCAUCACUGACGCCCUGGAGUACUCCAAGCGCCGGACAAUGCGUCGAGCGGGCCUGAUGAUAACGGUGGUAUGGGUGAUCUCCAUCUCCAUCUCCAUGCCACCGCUCUUCUGGAGGCAGGCCAAGGCCAACGAGGAGGUGAUGGAGUGCAUAGUGAACACGGAUCAGAUCUCCUACACACUCUACUCCACCUUCGGGGCGUUCUAUGUUCCCACUGUGUUGCUGAUCAUCCUCUACGGCCGGAUCUACGUGGCAGCCCGCUCACGCAUCUUUAAGACACCAGUGUCGUGCGGUAAGCGUUUCACCACGGCCCAGCUCAUCCAGACGUCGGCCGGCUCCUCCAUUUGCUCCAUCAACUCCGCCUCCAACCAAGAGGGCCACCUGCACCCCGGAGGGGGAGGCAACACGGGAGGAGUGGCAGUAAACGGAGGUGGAGGAAGCAGUGGUGGGUCGCCUCUCUUCAAUAACUGCGUGACGGUGAAGCUGGCUGACAGUGUGCUGGAGAGGAAACGUCUGUGCACCGCCCGGGAGAAGAAGGCCACCAAGACGCUAGGCAUCAUCCUGGGAGCCUUCAUCGUGUGUUGGCUACCCUUUUUCGUGGUCACCCUGGUACUGGCCAUCUGCAAAGAAUGCUGGUUCCACCCAGUGCUCUUCGACGUGUUCACCUGGCUUGGCUACCUAAACUCGCUCAUCAAUCCCGUUAUCUACACUGCCUUCAAUGACGAGUUCAAACAGGCCUUCCACAAACUCAUCAAGUUCAAGAGAUGCUACUAAAGGAAUGCGAGUAUUGUACAUACAAAAGAUAUCAUAACCCAGAGUUUCCCAAACGUGGGGUCUCCUGAUUUGAACAUGGGAUUGCGAGAGAAACUCUGAAGAAAAAAAUAAAUAAUUGUGCUUGGUUCAUAAAACAGGGGUUACGUCAGUUGGAAUGAAUGUGGUUCUAAUUUUUUUAUGUGGUUCUAUUUUUUUUUGGGGGGGGGGGUAUAAACUACAAAAUAUUAUGAUCCCGUCACUGAAAGAUAAGAACCAGGAACAUGUAUGCGUCUUCGGUUUCCCUCUACAAUGCCCACAAGCCUCAUUAGAACAGAGUGGACAAGACCAGGUACUAAGUCAGACUGUGGAGAAAAGAACAUCAUUCGCUAGUUUUCCAUCCAAUUCGUAACAGAUUUUCAUGCGAAUAUUCUCAAAUCUGCCUAAAACAAUAUGCGCCAUCAAACUGAAUUGUUGAGGAUAAAACUAUCUGCAUGAUGACGUAGUACACAUAAAAGUAACUUUUGCCGUUCAAUCCCCAUGUACCGAAUUAAAAGUACAAGUUAAAUGGGUUUCCAUCACAUUUUCAACUCAACUGAUAGUUUUGCGUUAUAUUGCAAAUGUGCCCUCUCUGGUCUUGGCACAUGCGCUGUAGCCAACAAUUCGCAGAUACAGUGCAGGUAGGCUACCUACAUUGAGAUUAUUAUGGAUAAGGGCGAGAUUAUUUUAACGAAUGAAUGACGUUUUAUUUUCAUGUGAAAUCGCCAAUUGGCAACCCAUCCCAUAUGUGAUUAAUUGACACAAACAAACAUUAUAAUAAUUCACUAUGGUAAUUAAAUGGGAAUUCUUAUUCCGGUGUUCUCUGCAUUGCGCAUCGCGAACAGAGUGAGAAAAAAAGUAAGGGAAAAAUCAAUACAUAAGUAGCCUAAAUAAGGUUGUUUUUGUCAAACAGAUGCCAAACAUUGAUCAUCGGGGCUGCAGGGUAGCCUAGUGGUUAGAGUGUUGGACUAGUAACCAAAAGGUUGCAAGUUCAAAUCCCCGAGCUGACAAGGUACAAAUCUGUCAUUCUGCCCCUGAACAGGCAGUUAACCCACUGUUCCUAGGCCGUCAUUGUCACGGUUUUCAUAUGGUGAAGGAGAGUCGGACCAAACUGCAGCGUGUCGAUUGCGAUCCAUGUUUAUUUAAACAAACGUAAACACGACUAAACACGAACACUACAAAACAAUAAACGAAACGAAAACCGAAAACAGCCUAUACAUGUGUCAACUAACAUCGAACAAGGACAUCAAGACACUCAGGACAAUCACCCACAAUACAACCAAAGAAUAUGGCUGCCUAAAUAUGGUUCCCAAUCAGAGACAACGAUAAACACCUGCCUCUGAUUGAGGACCACUUCAGACAGCCAUAGACUUUCCUAGAACACCCCACUAAGCUACAACCCCACUAAGCUACACACCACAUACAAAAACCCAUGUCACACCCUGGCCUGACCAAAUACAUGAAGAAAAACACAAAAUACUUCGACCAGGGUGUGACAGUCAUUGAAAAUAAGAAUUUGUUCUUAACUGACUUGCCUUGUAAAAUAAAGGUAAAAUAAAAAAUUAAAUGUCACCAGAAUAUGACUUUCAAUAUUUAUUGAAAAGGAGCAUCAAACUCAUCACCUUGCACAUUCACCUCCCUGUGAAGUUCAUCAUCAUUUAUUUAAUCUUGUUUAAUAAACUGCAUGAUUUCCCCGAGUCAUAGUGGGCGGACCACACAACAUAGAUUGAUGAUGGUUAUUACAGUAUAUCAAUAGUUGUACAUAAAGGCGUUUCCACAUUCAUUUUUCUCAUAAUUAAUUUUACCCACACAAAAAUAUCCCAUCAUGUCUAAUGAACAUAUUGUCUGUUGGCAUUUAUACAAUUAUACAGGCAAUUCAUGUUCUGACCGCUUAGAUUUUUUUCAUGCAUCAGUUAAUUAAUCUGCAUGAAAUGGUUGGAUUAAAACAUGGUUAUUGAACUUCUUUUCUACAUAGAAGAUCAUACUAAACGGUUGCCUGAUGAUCUUCUGAACUUCCCAUGACCUUUCUGAUGCAUUUCAGUCACUUCAAACCAUACUUCCUUCAGCAUGAAAUACUGUCAAAAGUACUAUCAGACUUGAUUUGUAAUAACUGUCAUAUACCCAAUUAAAAAAGUAAACAUUAGCCGUUGAUUUCAUCACUUUGUUUUACAGGACGGGGUCGCGGAAAAAUGUGGAUAUUGAAAUGGGUCUCUCGCAAAUCUUAGUAAAUACCGGUAUGGGAAUAUAGGGUCUAUUCAUAUAAACUCUGUACUGUGGCAUUUGUUCAUGUUGUAAACACAUGCUCAUUGUGUUUGGUCUCUGUACAUUUGUUGUACAUUGGAACUUCAUUGACAUGCUUAUGAAGUGCCAUACAUCUUUCAGAUAUUUCCUUACUAGAAAUGUAUGCAUGCAUAAAAAAAUGGAAUAAAAUAUUCCAAGGACUAUGAAACUCAUUAUAAAUGAGGGUUUGGGUUGGGAUAUUACAGACCCCAAAGGAACAGACUUAUCAUACAUGUUUGAGACAAAUGAACGAGUCUCUAAAGAAUAAGAACUGGUCCUUCUUUGGAUGAAAGAGAUCAGGUAAUUCAUCCGUGGAUUAUAAUUCAGCAGUGGAUUAUAAUUCAGCAGUGGAUUAUAAUUGAGCAGUGGAUUAUAAGGCCCCAUUGGACUGGGAAAGACAUGGUAAAUUGUUACAGAAGUGUCACAUACAGAGGCGGAUCUUCCUUAACACGUCUGUGGUACAGUACAAUAGAGAAAUACAUAUAUAAAGAUUCAGUCUUACUGUGUCUCUCUAUGUGGCUGCAUUUGUUUAUGUGUAGGAGUUGUCAAGUUGCUCUAGGUGUAAUGAUGUGUGGGGAGGGGGAGUUGCAGUGAAUGAAAUGUGGACUUAUUUUCCACCUGUGGCAUCAGCUUAUUGUAUCCAACUGAUUAAACUUUAAACAUUAUCCACAUUCGAGGAGCCUGACUUCUCUAUGUAGGAGACAGCAUUUACCUUUGGAUUGAACCUAAAAAUGAAUGAUGUCUUGUUCCCUGGCAACAAAUGAAUCUGCAUAAGAUACUGUAAACCCACUGGGCACACAGUGGUUGAGUCAACGUUGUUUCAAUGUCAUUUGUCAGCCGUUUGUGACGGGGAAUCUAUGUGGGAAAAAGUCAAUCACUACUGUUUUCAUAUUUUUAACCAGCGUAGUAAACAUUGAAAUUAAGUUAACUUCAAUUAACAAUGACUGAAAGUAACAGGUUGUUACAUCAAAGUAAUUUCAACAAUCAUCAGAACUAUGCAUAUGUUGAAAUUGCAUUGAAAAUCCCACAUAGAAAUGUUUAAAAUAUUUUUCAUCCUAUAGUCAAUAUCUAUUGGUUGAAAUUAUGUCUAAUUUUAUA
Molecule: messenger RNA, 5994 nt
Organism: Oncorhynchus keta (chum salmon)
Lineage: Eukaryota; Metazoa; Chordata; Actinopteri; Salmoniformes; Salmonidae
Product: 5-hydroxytryptamine receptor 1D-like
Exons: 2
Coding region: 1441-2601 (386 amino acids)
Biological process (GO): vasoconstriction; smooth muscle contraction; regulation of behavior
Cellular component (GO): dendrite; plasma membrane
Molecular function (GO): neurotransmitter receptor activity; G protein-coupled serotonin receptor activity
Source: RefSeq, a predicted model, not a curated record